This is a messenger RNA of Cydia amplana, 3501 nucleotides long. It is a transcript of the gene Fur1, whose product is annotated as furin-like protease 1. The record is from RefSeq and is a predicted model, not a curated record. The transcript has 17 exons. Gene Ontology annotation, molecular function: serine-type endopeptidase activity. Gene Ontology annotation, cellular component: trans-Golgi network; Golgi membrane. Gene Ontology annotation, biological process: peptide hormone processing. The coding region runs from base 182 to 3331 and encodes 1049 amino acids. NCBI's taxonomy places the organism in Eukaryota, Metazoa, Arthropoda, Insecta, Lepidoptera, Tortricidae.
CGUGUCGUGCGCGGCGGUCGUGUCGCUCCCGCUCGCAGCCCAAUUCACGCGUCGCUUGACAGUUGUGCAAAAUAAUGAACCACAGUGACAGUGUACAGUGGAAAGCUCUAUUUUAACCUUGAAUACCUUCUAUAAACUUAAACUCUGUGUGUGCCAUGCUGAUAAGUACUAGAUAAGUGCUAUGUGGUGCGUGCUGGUGCUAUCUCUGUGGGUGGUGGGCGCGGCGGCGCACUACACCCCGACCUGGGCGGUGCACGUGCCCGGGGGGCCCGCCGCCGCCGACGCCGUGGCCAGGGACCAUGGCUUCGUCAAUCUUGGAGAGAUCUUCGACAACCACUACCACUUCCACCACCACUCGGUGGCCAAGCGGUCGCUGUCGCCGUCGCACGACCACCACGAUCGCCUCGAGGGAGACACGAGGGUGCGCUGGGCGCGACAGCAGAAAGCGCUGUCGCGGAAGAAACGGGACUUUAUAGUCUUCAACACCUCUUCUACAGUCGGGACAUAUGUCCCAUCGCCGUCAUCGGCGACGAAGAGAGAAGCAGGGAAAAAGAGGGAGAUACCAGCCAGAGUGAAGGGUCGGCCGAGAGCUGCCGACUCCAAGUUUCAACUCAACGACCCCAAAUGGCCACACAUGUGGUAUCUAAACCGAGGCGGCGGUCUCGACAUGAACGUGAUACCGGCGUGGCGGGAAGGAAUCACGGGGCGCGGCGUCGUGGUCACUAUCCUGGACGACGGGCUGGAGACUGACCAUCCGGACUUAAUCAACAAUUAUGACCGGAUGGCAUCAUACGACGUGAACUCGCACGACCCGGACCCGCAGCCGCGGUACGACAUGAUCGACUCGAACCGCCACGGCACGCGGUGCGCGGGCGAAGUGGCCGCCACCGCCAACAACUCGCUCUGCGCGGUUGGCGUCGCAUUCGGUGCUAGUGUUGGAGGUGUGCGGAUGCUUGACGGCGACGUGACGGACGCGGUAGAAGCGCGUUCGCUCAGCCUCAACCCCCAGCAUGUCGAUAUCUACAGCGCGUCCUGGGGCCCUGACGACGAUGGAAAGACUGUCGACGGGCCUGGAGAACUGGCUCACCGGGCGUUCCUCGAGGGAGUCACUAAGGGUCGCAGUGGGAAAGGAUCCAUCUUCGUGUGGGCCUCCGGCAACGGCGGGCGCGAGCAUGACAACUGCAACUGCGAUGGCUACACCAACUCCAUUUGGACUCUUUCCAUCUCUUCCGCGACAGAGCGGGGAGAGGUGCCGUGGUACUCCGAGAUGUGCAGUUCCACGCUGGCUGCCACGUACAGCAGUGGCGCGCUAAAUGAGAAACAGGUUGUGACAACAGACCUGCACCAUUCAUGUACCGCGGGCCACACGGGCACGUCGGCGUCUGCGCCGCUCGCGGCCGGCAUCUGCGCGCUCGCGCUGCAAGCCAACCGCGAGCUGACGUGGAGGGACAUGCAGCAUAUCGUGGUUCGUACGGCGCGUCCAGAGCGUCUGAGCGCCGGCGGCGAGUGGCGAGUCAACGGCGUGGGUAGAAACGUGUCACACUCUUUCGGCUAUGGGUUGCUGGACGCUGCGGGCAUGGUCGGAAUGGCGCGUAGCUGGAAGACCGUGCCGCCGCAGCGGACGUGUGAGCUGGUCGCGCCGAAACCGCAGCGUGCUGUCCCGCCUCGCUCCAGCGUAACGUUACAGUUGGACGUGAACGCGUGUCCAGGAGUGAACUACUUGGAGCACGUGCAGGCGAAGGUUUCCCUCUCUGCUGCCAGGAGAGGGGACCUGAAGAUCACGCUUACGUCACCAGCUGGGACUGAGGUCACGUUACUUGCUCCAAGGGCUCACGACUCGUCCCGCGCCGGGUUUACAUCAUGGCCCUUCAUGUCGGUUCACAUGUGGGGCGAGAAUCCCAUCGGUGUCUGGCAGCUCGAGGUGUCCAACGAGGGACGAUAUAUGGGCAGAGCGACGUUACAAGACUGGUCAUUAAUUUUAUACGGCACGACUCAGCCCGCAACCAAAAACGAUCCCAUACCCUUCCGGAACCCUUUAGUGCGCAAAAAGAGCAACGCCACUCGGCCCGUCGUGGUCCAAACGAAGAAAAACAAUAGAGGGAAACCUGUCCCAGUACUUCCCACUUAUACGGUUGGAGUAGUGAAAGGGAAGAGGAAAAAGAAUAAGAACUCCAAGAACUCAAAUAGGAACUCUCAGAAGUCUAAACAGAUACGACCAGCGACGCAAUCAGUUACGGACAGUUCCACGGCGCGAGCAGCGACAUCUUCAGCGCCAGAUUUGAGUUUGAACCUGCAAGGGGAUUUAGGGGAUCCGCUGGCUGACGCCAGAGGGCGCAAGAUGACGAGUCUGUUCGAGCACAAUCCGAAAAUCCAGCUGAUUUAUCCGGCGUCGCUGCAAGCUAACGCGGGCCCGCUCUCCCAAUGGGAGCUCAUCUUCUACGGCACGGAGACGCCGGCCCAAGAAGACGACGUGUCCCUGGACGCGCAGAAGGCCGGGACCUGGAACGCGAGGGACCCUGAACCGGUGGACGAGGUCCGGCAGAACGAUAUAGAGUUCCCGCCGGCUUGGCAUGACUCGCAUUCGAUCCGCGAGGAAGCACCGUCAGACGCGCGUGCCGACGGCGCGGACGCGCUGCGCUCGGGAUGCGCUGCGCGGGCGCCUCCCCCCUCGCACCGCUGCCUAGAAUGCGCGAAGGGUUUGCACUUGUACGAGGGGCGGUGCUUCGCGCGCUGUCCGCCCGGGGCGUACGCCAGCGAGUUACUGCAGGAGCGGAGCUCAAGACGACGUAACCUCACUUAUUUCGAGACGCCCCAGCUCAGGAAAAGACAAGGCACUGACGCUCCUGCAGCGCUGGAAGCUGCCGAUAUGGAAGCUCUUGAUACAACCAAGUCUCCUUUAGUCUGCCUGCCGUGUCACUACACUUGUGCGACGUGCUCGGGCCCGCACAAUAGCCAAUGCCUGUCGUGUUUAGAUGACGCUCGUCUUUUCAAUAUGUCGGAUGUGGAGCCGCGACUCUAUUGUUACCCCAAUACUGUCCUACCGCAAAUCGAUAAUGCGAACUGGCACUACAGACUAAACAUAGCACUAUCUCUGGCCCUGUUCAUUAUUUGCUUCAUAUCGCUAUACUUUUUGACUGUAUGUAUUAUUAAAAAAUGCGGCGCAUAUUGUUGUGGUAGUCACUAUUCAUCUAACUUGGUUAACUCCAAUAUUGCUUACAACAAACUCGCCGUGGACGAGACUCUGCAAAAUGAAGCUGAGAUAGAAGAUGAAAUUCUACAAGCCAUAAAAUAUACCAGUGACAGUGAUUCUGAGGAUAAUUUGAAUUUAUAGCGUCUAGCGAUAUUCCGCUCCGAGUAUUAUGAAUUAGUCGAACAACUGAGUUGUAGAGAGUAGCAAAAAGUGAGAACGCUUUCAGACUAGCGUGUUUUCUGCGAGUAAAAAAGCAAAAUGUGCGCAAUUAUAUUGGCGCAUGUCUUCAUUCGUAAGCGUUUUUCACUAUA